CGCAGCUGUUUCAACAAGAGCUUUAUUAACUCCACUUUCAGUUUCUAUUAUUUCUACACUAAGCCUGCUAGCAACAGCUGUGAAGAGCGAUGGCCGUGAUAAGGAAAUUUGAUAUAGAUCAUUGCCAGUUUCUGGAAUUGCAGGAUUAAACCUUCUUUGACCAAGGCAGAAAAAUGGCAGCAGUAGAAAUUUGCCCCUUCUGCAAAAAGCCAUUUAAACGGCUCAAGUCUCACCUGCCUCAUUGUAAGAUGGCAGGAGAUACAGACUCAAAGAGUGUUUUAUCUCCCAUCAACAAAGUUCAUGAUUCUGUCACACCUAAAUUCCUGAAUGCUGAGAAAAAGAAAGGGCAAAUCAAGAGUACAGAAAUGGCCUCCAAAAAAGAAAACAAAAAAAGCAAAUUUGACUUGUUGGUAAGAAACAAAGCAAAAACAGCAACAAGUUCCUUAGAGGCACCAGAAACAGUGGAAUCAGCAAGAAGUGGUAGUCUACCUAUGGGUGAAGAUGCACAAAAGCAAAUGAAGUAUGCCACUGGAAAGCCACACAAAGUUGAAGGCAGCAAACAAAGUACCUCAGAAGACGCCCAAACACAGCCAGCUGAAAAGGUAUUUUCAGAAACAAAACUUGCAAAGAAGUCAUCCAUGGUACAGAAAAGCAGUAGUAAAGCUACUUCGGAUGAAAAUGAGCUUGCAUCCAGUCUUGCUUUGGAGCUGCCAAUUCAGAAUGGAAAAUCAGCUUCAGAAUCAUCUGUCCAGAUAAUUAAAUCAUCUCCCAAACAGAGGCAAAAGAAGGAGCAGAAUGUGUCUGAUUGGCCAGAUUCUUUCAUUGAUGAUCUUCAACCGAUUCCUCAAAGAUUUUUUGACACAAUAGAACUAGUGAUUGAGAACCAUCGUGUGAGAGUGUUGAGGAAGAGGUGUGAAUCUUCAGUUCAAAAUAUCCUAUUAAAUAAAGCUAUCAUUGGCAACCAGAAGAUAGGACGCUGGCUUGUGAAAUCAUCAUUUGGAGAUGCAGAGAUUGCCUUGGCUGAUGGGCAGCCAAUUAUGACAGAACCCACUGAUGGAAAGAGCAGUUUAGGUCUAGACUGUGCAUGGAAUAUUUGGAAUGGAGAGACAGAAGAGGUUGUGACUACAGUUAAAGCACACACACCUGAUGGCCAUUUUGUGGGCAGCUGUAGAAAAGUCUCUAGUGUUCCUCUUCAGCUGGCUACAGGAAUAAAAAGCAUGAUAAAUGAAAAUCCUGUGUGUUUCAAAGGAGAGGAGUAUCCUCAAGAAUCUCAAGAUUAUACCAGUCCCAAGUCAACUACCUACCCCUCAUUUGCAGAAGCUCUCACAGAAAGAGAUGAUGAAACAUCUAAUUACUUAACUAGUCUGGAAAAAGAUACUGAUUUAUGUUCUGGGACUGUUGUGACAAUAGGAGGUAAAAAUUCAGGAAUAUCUCUCAAACGACUGUCACUCCCAACGUUAGAAAUGACGGCUGCCCAUUGGUGCUUACCUCCUGAUAGAGGCAUACAAUCAAGUCCUUUGGGUCUAGAGUGGUUUCCAGAACUGUAUCCUAAUUAUCGUGGGCUAGGUUUAUUUUCAAGGAGACAACCUCAGUGGGCUACAAGAGUCCCAGAACUUCAAGUAUUCAUACCUCCUUAUGAAGGUCAUCAAGUAUAUAGAAGAAUGAACAACUGUGCCAGCACACUCGGAGAGUGCUUUGGGGAUGCAGUCCUGCUGGCUUUUGGUCAUCAAAAAUCAUUUGAGAUGUUUAAAAAAGACUGUUCGAAGGUGGUGGUGGUGAGGGAGUGGGAGUUAUGUAAACAAUGUAACCUUAGUACUGAGAAUGUAUUUUGGUUCCCUAAUCAAGAGACUUGCAACAAAGAGCUGAAAAAAAACCCAGGGAAUCAGUUUAUUUUGUCUGUUAUUUCAAUAUGUGCUUCUGCUUCAGAAAUGAACACAGUAUAUAACAAUGGAGCAGUUCCUAGAGUAACCUAUAGGCAUCUGAAAUUUGUUAAGUCUUUUAGAUGCUACAGGACUCUUGGUGGACUGUGUGAGUGCAUGUGUGCGUGCUGCAACAGACUGUUACUCCUCCAGAAGUUGUUGUUAUACACUGAACGUGGAUCUCAGUCCAGGCCCCAUAGACUAAACUGGGGGCCACUGACCCCUUGGAUUUUGCUAUGAAGCUGGUUUGUUUUAAUGUGAGUUGACAUAAACCCACUUGAUCCAGGAGAACGAGAGAAAACAUUCUUUCCUCCUACCUCAAAUCUUCUGUUCUGCAGUUUGCCUUGCAAAGAGCAACAACAGAAUGACUUGUGAAAAGCACCCUCUGUCCUAUAUGAAGUGACAAUCUGGGUGCUUCUUAAUGAGUACGUCACUGAGUGACUGCGCAACCCUACCUUUUCACUAGAAAUGGAGCCUUUCCUUGCAACCAGAUCUGCUAGUUGGACUCAAAUAGCUCAAUAUUUAGAGGUACUCUGGAGCCCUUUCUACAGCUAAUGGAUUUCCUUGUGAGGAAGCACCCAUGCCUGCCACGUGUUUGUGAGUCUGUCAGUUAGUUUGCUGUGGUGCCGCAGGGGGUGGGGGAAUUUCAGCCUGUUUGUGAAAUAGAGCUCUUUUCGGUCAGCAGCUCUCCGUGGGAAGCAGAUCCAUGUUUCUCACAAUGUCUGCCCAGCCUAUCAUGCAGAACAUCACAGAGAUGCAUUGUUACUCCUUAGAGAAGAAUCCACUGUCCUACAAAUCCCAGUGUAGAGCAUUGGUCAGUGAUCCCAUCAGUAUGGGCUUCAUCAGCUAUUCCUAAAAACCCUAGGAGGAGGAAAACCCUGGUGCAGGCACAUCUCAGAAACUUGCAAAGAGGAGAGGAUAUUAUUGCGGGGAGGGGGAAUCUAGCUGUUGUCUUUCGUAGUUCUAUUGACAGAAAAAUGUGUGCUGGAUGCAAAACUCCAUGAAUUGCCUGCUUGGCUAGCUAUGCAUGACUUGUCUCCACAGGGGAUGCUUGGAGCAACAUACAGAGG
This is a messenger RNA of Rhineura floridana, 2989 nucleotides long. RefSeq names its product mitochondrial nucleoid associated protein 1 (gene MTNAP1). NCBI's taxonomy places the organism in Eukaryota, Metazoa, Chordata, Lepidosauria, Squamata, Rhineuridae. The record is from RefSeq and is a predicted model, not a curated record. The transcript is spliced from 3 exons. The coding region runs from base 174 to 2159 and encodes 661 amino acids.